AACCGCUUAUUUUAAAAGUACAGUAUUCUCUAAGUUUUGUGGAAAAGCUUAGUCAACCGUAUUCACGUCUCCCCCUCAAUCCCACGCUUGAUCAGACGGUCCCACGUGUGGCACAGGAGCAACUUUUGCUUCGCAUGUGGUUCAACUGUACGCCAUGAAUUUAUACCAAGAAGCACCCUAAAGUGUGGCUAAUUCUCCAAAAUGUUAUUUGCUAAAGAACUGCCAUGGCGGCAACUGGAGGGCAUGUCAUUCGGCAUGUACUCUGCCGAAGAGAUAAGGAAGCUGAGCGUGAAGUUGAUCACUAACGUCAGGUUGCUCGAUGGGGUCGGGAACGUGGCCCUGAACGGCCUGUACGAUCUGGCCCUCGGGCCCGCGGACAGCAAGGAGGUGUGUUCCACCUGUUGCCAGGACUUCAACAACUGUCCAGGACACCUGGGACACGUAGAGCUGCCCCUACCUGUGUACAACCCGCUGUUCUUUGAUAAACUCUACUUGUUUAUCCGUGGUUCCUGUCUCUCGUGUCACAUGUUAACGUGUCCCCGAUCUGCCAUCCACCUGCUGCUGAAUCAGCUGAAGUUAUUGGAACAUGGGUCCAUGCAGGAGGUCUACCAAAUAGAGGGGGUUCUGAACAACCACCUGGAAGAGAAUCCCAAAGCCACUGGAGACGAGAUCGCGAUGGUGCUGAAGCAGUUUACGGACAGGAUAGUUGGAGUGAACACUGAGGGCUCAGAGAGCAGCAAACCGAUCAAACAUCUUGUUGAAAGGAAGAACAGCUUGAUAAACAACUUCUGGAGGAACCAAAUGAAGGGUAGGAGGUGCCCUUACUGCAGAAGCGGCAAGUUUACAGUGCGCCGUGAACACAACAGCAAGCUGAUUGUCACCAUGCCAUCAGGAGUACCGACUACUGCCAAAAGCAAUGCAGACGAUCUGAUGGCUGGAAAGAGAGUGUACCUGACAGCUAGCACAGCUAGAGAACACCUCACGCAGCUGUGGGAGAAAGAAGGUUUCUUCUUAAACUGUCUGUUUGCUGGGCUGGGUGAUAGGACGAUGUCGAGAGAAGGAGGUUUCUAUCCAGACCUCUUCUUCCUGGAGCUACUAGUGGUCCCACCGUCCAGGUAUCGUCCAAUUAAUCGACUGGGUGAACAGAUGUUCACAAACGGUCAGACGAUCAACAUGCAGGCUGUCAUGAAGGACUGUGUGAUCCUAAGGAAACUUCUGGCUUUCAUGGCAGAGGAGAAACCGGUUCAGGAGGAGGAAGAGCAGCCGCAGAAAGAGCAGGAGGCUCCUGAACAGACGGACCAGACGUUUCUGUUAAGUAUCCCCGGACUCACGGUAACGGAUAAACUCUACAACACCUGGGUUCGCCUGCAGACGCACGUCAACGUUGUCUUUGACAGCGACAUGGACAAAAUGAUGAUGGAGAAAUACCCUGGAAUCCGACAGAUCUUGGAGAAGAAGGACGGGUUGUUCCGGAAACACAUGAUGGGAAAACGAGUGGACUACGCCGCACGAUCUGUCAUCUGUCCAGACAUGUACAUCGAGACCAAUGAGAUCGGAAUACCUAUGGUAUUCGCCACAAAGCUGACCUACCCACAGCCCGUCACUCCAUGGAACGUGAAGGAGCUUCGCCAGGCCGUCCUCAACGGACCCAACGUCCACCCUGGUGCGUCCAUGGUGAUAAACGAGGACGGCAAGAGGACCAUCCUAUCAGCCACCAGCUUUACACAAAGAGAAGUCGUUGCCAAGCAACUGCUGACGCCCGUUCCCGGCCCGCACAAGAUGUCGAUGAAGAUCGUAAAUCGCCACAUAAAGAACGGAGAUGUUUUGUUACUCAACAGACAGCCAACUCUGCACAGACCCUCCAUACAAGCUCACUGUGCCCGCAUUUUACCUGGAGAGAAGGUAUUAAGGCUCCACUAUGCCAACUGCAAGGCGUACAAUGCCGACUUUGAUGGAGAUGAAAUGAAUGCGCACUUCCCUCAAAGUGAGCUGGCCAGAGCAGAGGCCUACACGUUAGUCGGCACCGACCAGCAGUACCUCGUCCCCAAGGAUGGUAAACCUCUAGCGGGUUUGAUCCAGGACCACAUGGUGUCUGGUACGAGGAUGACCAUACGAGGUUGUUUCUUCACCCGAGUCCAGUACAUCGAGUUGGUGUACCGAGGACUCACUGACAAACCCGGCCGAGUCGAGCUGCUGCCGCCGGCCAUCCUCAAACCCCAGCAGCUCUGGACAGGAAAGCAGGUCGUGUCGACGCUCCUGCUGAAUGUAAUCCCCCAGAAGGCUGUGCCUCUCAACCUGACUGGUAAAUCGAAAAUCCCCAGCAAAGCAUGGAUCCAAGUCCCACCACGGGCUGCUCCGGGAUACAGCCCUGACAGCAUGUGUGACUCACAGGUGGUGAUCCGUCAGGGCGAGCUGUUGGUGGGGGUUCUGGACAAAGCCCACUACGGCUCCUCUGCCUACGGCCUGGUGCACUGCUGCUACGAGCUGUACGGAGGGCAGACCAGUGGCAAGCUGCUCAGCUGUCUGGCACGUCUCUUCACCGCGUACCUGCAGCUGUACAGAGGCUUUACCCUGGGUGUGGAAGACAUCCUCGUGAAACCAGGCGCCAACAAGCAGAGGAAAGAAAUCAUUCAAGCAUCCCUGCAGAUUGGCAGCAAGGCCCUCCAGCUAGCCUUCAACCUGCCCACUAACGUGGACCGUGGAGACGCCCAGAGCCGCUGGCAGGAUGCCCACCUCAACCCGGACCAGAGUGACUUCAGCAUGGCCGACCACAAGUUCAAAGAGGUGGCCAACCAAGUGAACAACGAAAUCAACAAGGUAUGCAUGCCCGUUGGACUCCACACCUCUUUCCCUGACAACAAUCUCCAACUGAUGGUCCAAUCAGGAGCCAAGGGAUCUACUGUAAACACCAUGCAGAUUUCAUGUCUACUGGGCCAGAUCGAGCUGGAGGGCCGUAGGCCUCCUCUGAUGCCCUCUGGGAAGUCCUUGCCGUGCUUCCAGCCAUAUGACCCCGCCCCCGGUGCUGGGGGCUUUGUUUCUGGAAGGUUUCUCACAGGCAUCAAGCCACAGGAGUUUUUCUUUCACUGUAUGGCCGGCAGAGAGGGACUGGUGGACACGGCUGUAAAAACAUCUAGAUCGGGAUACCUGCAGAGAUGUGUUAUAAAGCAUCUGGAGGGCCUGGUAGUGCAGUACGAUCUGACUGUGAGGGACAGCGAUGGAUCCGUGGUGCAGUUCCUGUAUGGUGAAGACGGCCUGGACAUCCCCAAGACGCCGUUCCUGCAACAAAGGCAGUUCUCUUUCAUAGAGGAAAACUACGAGGUGAUCAAGAGGUCCCAGGGCCUGGACAAGGUUCUGGCAAGUCUGGACCCGAAGGCCGCCCAUCAACACUUUGCCUCCAUCAAGCGCUGGAGAGAAAAGAGAGAGAGGGCGUGUCCGCGCAGAGGAGCGUUCUUGCUGUUUUCCCAGAAGAAGUUGCCCAAACUGAAGCAAACCGAAGAACGAACCAAUGUAGAUGUCUACUGCAGAAAUAAUGCUGAGUCAGAGCUCUUCCGACUGUGGCUUUCCCUGGACGAAUCUAGCAGGACCAAGUACACCAGGAAGGCGUCCCGCUGCCCCGAGCCCUCACUGGGCUUGUUGAAGCCCGACAUCUGCUUCGGCUCGGUGUCUGAGAACUUCCACGGCAUCACGGAGAGUUACCUCCAGAGCGAGGGAAGGAGGGGCCCAGACAGCGUGGACACCCACAGCCUCCGGCAGCUGUUGUACUACAAGUGGCAGCGGGCGCUGUGUGAUCCCGGCGAGGCGGUGGGCCUCCUGGCGGCUCAGUCCAUCGGAGAGCCCUCCACCCAGAUGACCCUCAACACCUUCCACUUUGCCGGCAGAGGGGAGAUGAACGUCACUCUGGGAAUACCCCGACUGAGGGAGAUCCUGAUGGUGGCCAGCUCCAACAUUAAAACUCCCAUGAUGAGCGUCCCGGUGCUGAACACCAAGAAAGCCUUAAAGAGGGCCAAGACGCUCCGCAAGAGACUCACCAGAGUCUGUUUGGCUGAGGUGCUGCAGCGGGUGGAUGUGAUCGAAACUCUUCGGAUCAAUAAUCAUCAAAAGCAGCGGUCGUUCCAAGUAACGUUCCACUUCCUGCCUCCAGAACGUUACUGUGACGAUAAGCUGCUAUCGCCCAAACAGAUCCUCCACUACAUGGAAACUAGCUUCUUCCGUCAGCUGCUCGACUCCAUCAAGAAGCGCAGUGCCAAGCUGGCUUCAAUCGCCGUGGAAACAAGGAAGGCCACCUACAGAGAUAAAGACCAUGAUGGCGAGGGAACAGAUGAGCCAGCAGGGUUGGAUGACGCGGGGGACGAAGUGGAGCGAGAGGUUGUGGACGACCAGGCGAACGAAGGAGACGCUGACGCUACAGACGCCAAGCAGAAAGGCAAACGGGAGGAGGAGGUGGACUACGAGAGCGAGGAAGAGGACGGAGCUGACGAUGCCGAGGAUAUGGAAGACAUGGGGGAGGAAGAGGAGGAGAGGGGGGAGUCGUUGGUGGAGAAAGAGGAGGAGCGUGAAAUGGACGCUGCGAAGGUGUCCCAGCCAAAGUCUGCAAGGCCGAGGGGUAAACGGCCGUGUGGACGGGAAAAAAAAGCAAGAAGUGUGGAAGGAGACGAGACGCUGGAUCAGAUGAGGACCAACUUGGUCCUGGAGUCCAACUCGGCGAUAGAGAAAUACUGCUACGAUCAGGAGCAUGAGCUCUGGUGUGAGGUGUGCCUGGUCCUGCCAGUGAGCAACGUACACUUUGACCUGACUGCGGUUCUUGGGACGCUGGCCCACAACGCCGUCAUCGCGGAGACCAAAGGCUUGACGCGCUGCCUGCUGGGCGAAGCCACGACGAAGCGCGGAGAGAAGGAGACGGUGCUCAACACGGAGGGCAUCAACCUGCACGAAAUGUUCAACCACAGUGAUAUCUUGGACAUCAACAGACUGUACUCCAAUGAGGUUCACGCCAUGGCUAAAACAUAUGGGAUUGAAGUGGGUCUGAAGGUCAUAGAGAAGGAGAUUAAAGACGUCUUUGCCGUCUAUGGUAUCGAGGUGGACCCCAGACAUCUGUCCCUGGUAGCAGAUUACAUGUGUUUUGAAGGCGUGUACAAGCCUCUGAACCGGCACGCCAUCCAAUCCAACUCCUCCCCUUUGCAGCAGAUGACCUUCGAGACCAGCUACAAAUUCCUCAAACAGGCAACCAUGCUGGGUUCACACGACCAGCUGGUAUCUCCAUCAGCCUGCAUCGUUACGGGGAAGGUGGUCAAAGGUGGAACUGGACUGUUUGAGCUGAAGCAACCUCUGCAGUAGAAGACGUUGGGACCAGAGGUCUGGUUGGAUAGAUGUGGCAGAGAAAGACCCUUCACGUGGACGGAUAUGAUCUGAGGGGUUUCCGUUCUGCUAACUCAAAGCCCUGUGACACCCUAUUUCUUUAACGAGUAAAGUGGAAGGAUAGAUUAUAUCAAAUGCUCUUUAUUAUUUGAGGUUUUUAUAGGUUUUACAGUUGAAGCUUUGUGUUUAGCCAAUUGGAUCAAUGAGCAGCUGGUCACUGUAUUCUAUGAAAGGAUGCAUAUCAAGAAGCAGCCCUAUUCUUUUUGUAUUUAAUAAUGUCAUUAAACUUGUAAAUGCGUAUGAAA
Messenger RNA from Gasterosteus aculeatus aculeatus (three-spined stickleback), 5660 nucleotides. RefSeq names its product RNA polymerase I subunit A (gene polr1a). The record is from RefSeq and is a predicted model, not a curated record. NCBI's taxonomy places the organism in Eukaryota, Metazoa, Chordata, Actinopteri, Perciformes, Gasterosteidae. Gene Ontology annotation, biological process: DNA-templated transcription. Gene Ontology annotation, molecular function: DNA binding. Gene Ontology annotation, cellular component: RNA polymerase I complex.